AGGUAGCCGCAAGGAGACUGCGCUGAGCAGAUCGCGGACCUCGGAUCGCGGACCUCAGACCCCGCACUCGCGACCAGCCGCCGCCAUGUACGACCCAGAGCGCGGCUGGGACCUGUCCUUCACGGCCUGCGGCUUCCUGUCCAUCUACUUCGUAGGGGUGCAACACUGCAUAAACGAGCGCGCCCCGCACCUCUUCAGCAACGCGCGCCGGGUCUUCGGCGGCUCGGCCAGUUCGUUGCAAGCCGCUUCAUUGCUGGGCGGGCUCCCGGAGAAAACGUCACUAAAGAUAUUCAAUGCAUUUUCCCGGUGUGCCAUGAGCCACAACACUGGCGUCUUCCACCCGUCCUUCAACGUAAGCCAGAUCCUCCGCGAACAAAUGCACAGAUACCUCCCGGCCAACAUCCACCAGCUCACCUCCGGCAGAAUGUUCGUCUCACUCACCAGAGUGUCCGACUGGAGAAACGUCCUGGUGUCAGAGUUCCGGUCCAAAGACGAAGUCGUGGACGCCUUGGUUUGUUCCUGCUUCCUCCCCAUCUUGUCUGGCUUAAUCCCUCCUUCCUUCAGAGGCGUGCGAUACAUUGAUGGAGGACUGACUAACGCUAUGCCCGUCUUUGAUGCCGAAACGACCAUAACUGUGUCUCCCUUCUAUGGAGAAUAUGACAUCUGCCCUAAGGUCAAGUCCACGCACUUUUUUCACAUAGAAGUCUCCAGGUUCAGUAUUCGACUCUGCUCAGAGAACAUCCGCCUGCUUAGCCGACUGCUGUCCCCCAAGAACAUCAAGGAGAUUGGAGAGCUCUGCCUUCAAGGGUAUUUAGAUGCAGCCAGGUUCUUAGAAGAAAAUGGCAUCUGUAACAGGCCCCAGCCAUGCCUGAGUUCAUCCUCACAAGAGCCAGAUGUCCCCGUGCUCCCCUGUGAAACCACGGACCUAGGGGCUUCCCCGGGGUUGGCCACCUGGUCGGUGAGCCCUGAGAGGAAGGAGCUGCUGGAACUGCAUCAUGGCCCCCUGCCCUGGGACGAGCGCCUCCUUGACAAGACAUCACCCAGGCUCAUUUUAGCAUUGAUUAACACAUUUAAGGAAGACAACACAUUCAUGAGCAAGAUUCAUAACUUCUUACCUGUUAAAGUGAUGUCCUACGUGAUGUUGCCCUGUACGCUGCCUGUGGAGUAUGCGAUUAUUACGGUCCAGAGAUUGGUGGAGUGGCUUCCAUAUGCUCCUGAUGACAUCCAGUGGCUGCAGUCGAUAACCUCCCAGAUUUGCUCUCGAGUGAUAAGACAUCUGCUCCCCACUUACAGUUCCCAGAUGCUGGCAAGCAGCCAGCAGCCUUCCCUUCCAAACCAGAGCGUGACGGAUACCUCAGGCCGCCCCACUCCGCGUGGACCUGGAUGCCCGCCAGAACUGAGGCUGCCCAGCGAUCCGCCCUCCAGUCCAGCCUGCCUUUCCAGGGCGGUGGUCUCUGCUGGGGGCAGGACAGGUCCCUCCUCCCUCACUUUUUAAAAUGGGGACGAGCAAGUCUAGCACCUUCUUUGUGAGGUGUCAGACCUUUCCCAUUUUUGUGUGGCUCCCUCCAUGCUGCCACUGACUGCCCUGUGUCUGUGACGUCUGGAAUCUGGCCUCUGUACUGAAUUUACUGUUUAUUGAAACCAAAGGCAAUCGAUUUGUUCUUACAAUAAAGCUAGGAAGCUAUUUUUGGUAUUCUUGGGGGUCCAGUGAUGAAAGAAAUCUAGUAUGGAAGCACCCGCGUGAGU
Messenger RNA from Pteropus alecto (black flying fox), 1746 nucleotides. It is a transcript of the gene PNPLA3, whose product is annotated as patatin like phospholipase domain containing 3. Gene Ontology annotation, cellular component: membrane; cytoplasm; lipid droplet. Bases 86 to 1495 code for a protein of 469 amino acids. Gene Ontology annotation, molecular function: triacylglycerol lipase activity. NCBI's taxonomy places the organism in Eukaryota, Metazoa, Chordata, Mammalia, Chiroptera, Pteropodidae. The record is from RefSeq and is a predicted model, not a curated record. Gene Ontology annotation, biological process: lipid homeostasis; triglyceride catabolic process. The transcript is spliced from 9 exons.